AUGAAUGUCUCAGAUCCAGAUUCCAGCUUUGCUCAUGUAAGAGAAUUUAUACUCCAAGGCUUCUCUUGUGAAUGGAAGAUUCAAAUCUUUCUCUUCUCACUCUUCACUACAAUUUAUGCUCUCACCAUAACAGGGAAUGGAGCCAUUGUGUGUGCCCUAUUAUGUAACCAGACACUGCAUACUCCCAUGUACAUAUUCCUAGGAAACUUUUCUUUUUUAGAAAUCUGGUAUGUCUCUUCGACAGUCCCCAAAAUGUUGGUCAAUUUCCUCUCAGAGAGAAAGAUAAUCUCCUUUGCUGGAUGCUUCCUCCAAUUCUAUUUCUUUUUUUCUUUGGGUACAUCUGAAUGCUUUCUUUUAACUGUCAUGGCCUUUGAUCGGUACCUGGCUAUCUGCCGUCCUUUGCACUAUCCUAAAAUCAUGACUGGGAAUUUCUGUACCAAAUUGGUCAUUAUUUGCUGGAUUUGGGGGUUCCUAUGGUUCUUAAUCCCCAUUGUUAUGCUGUCUCAAAUGCCUUUCUGUGGUCCAAACAUCAUUGACCAUGUUGUAUGUGACCCAGGCCCACUUUUUGCAUUGGUGUGCUUUUCUGUUCCAAGAACUCAACUGCUUUGCUAUGUCCUAAGUUCAUCAGUUAUUUUUGGUAACUUUUUUUUCAUUCUUGGGUCCUAUUCACUUGUGUUAAUAGCUGUGUUGCGCAUGCCUUCAGCCACUGGGAGACAUAAAGCCUUCUCAACUUGUGGGUCUCAUUUGUCUGUAGUAUCCCUAUUCUAUGGUUCUCUGAUGGUUAUGUAUGUAAGCCCAGGAGUGGAACAUUCUGCUGUAAUGCAGAAAGUUGCAACCUUGUUAUAUGCUAUGGUAACUCCACUUUUCAAUCCCCUCAUCUAUAGCCUCCGGAAUAAGGAAAUUAAAGCUGCCCUAUGGAAAGCGCUAGAACGCACAAACAUUUAA
Messenger RNA from Jaculus jaculus (lesser Egyptian jerboa), 945 nucleotides. RefSeq names its product olfactory receptor 11H12-like. Bases 1 to 945 code for a protein of 314 amino acids. The record is from RefSeq and is a predicted model, not a curated record. Gene Ontology annotation, biological process: G protein-coupled receptor signaling pathway. The transcript has a single exon. Gene Ontology annotation, molecular function: olfactory receptor activity; G protein-coupled receptor activity. Gene Ontology annotation, cellular component: membrane. Lineage: Eukaryota; Metazoa; Chordata; Mammalia; Rodentia; Dipodidae.